Messenger RNA from Cryptosporidium muris RN66, 5256 nucleotides. RefSeq lists its product as uncharacterized. NCBI's taxonomy places the organism in Eukaryota, Apicomplexa, Conoidasida, Eucoccidiorida, Cryptosporidiidae. The coding region runs from base 1 to 5256 and encodes 1751 amino acids. The record is from RefSeq and is a predicted model, not a curated record. The transcript has a single exon.
AUGAUUAAUUUACCUCUAGUUAGUCUACCAUCAGAUAACAGUGAAUUUGAUGUAUUUGAGAAACCUGAACAACAAACUUACCUAUUGACAUCUCAGGAAGAAGUCAAAGAAAAGAAAAGGACUCUUAAACUAAAUCCUGAUCUCUGGUUUGAAGAAAAUUUGGAAAAAACAAACUGUGAAACAUAUGAAAAAGAAAUUACAUGUAGAAAUUUGAAUUUAUUACGUUCUAUAUCUAAAUUUAUUGGGAAACAAAGACUAUUACUUAAGAAAUCAAGAGAGAGUGAUGUAAAGAUAGUAUCACAAUGUUUUUUAGAACUUCCAAGGGGUCCAAAUCAACUGGAGGAACCUGCUAUUAGUUGGGAUGUGGAUGAUGAUCAUCCAUUAAAAUCGAUCAUUUGUCCAGGACCUCCAAGUAGAUCUUGUUUAAGUAAUAAUUGGUAUCAUCGCAUAAAUUGGACAUCAAAACAUGUUUGGGAUAGAGAAAAAAAAUCUGAUAUUGUAUCUGAUAUAUCUGAUAAUAAAUUUAUUGACUGUGAUCUAAGACUUAUUCAUGAGUUAGGAUUAUUUUAUACUGCUUGUAGAAGCGGAGUAGUAGCCUUAUUACAUUGUCAUCCUUCUUUUAAUUAUGGAAUUUCAAAGUGUUUUUAUGAGAUUAAUAAGAAUUCAGAUGCAAAUUUAUGGAGUAUAUAUAAACCAGUAUUUAGUGAUGAUCGUGUGUUUAUAUUUGAUAGUAUUGUAUACACAAUUAUAUUUGGUAGUAAAAGUUAUGGUAUUACAAAGGAAAUGGCCAAAAGAAUUUAUAAUAAUGAAUUUAGAGCAAAAAAAGCACUAUGUGAAGUUCUUAUACAAAUAGGAAGUAAAUCAUUAUUUUCUUUUCCAGCUUGUUGCUUAAUAAAAUAUAUGGGUUACUCUGUAUUUUGUGAACCAUUAAUUCCAUUUAAUCCUAAACCAAAAAAUAUUAUAAAAGAUAUUAUAAAAUUUUGUAAAAAUAGAAAUUUAUAUGAUUCAAUUUUUGAUGCUGAUAGUGAAUUUAAUAAAUUAAAUUUAUCUAAUAAUAAUAAUGAUAUACCCAAAUUAACAAAUAAUUCAAAUAUAAAAAAUACUAUUUUUGAUGGAAUUUGGAAUUAUAAUAAUGAAUUAGCAAGUCAAAUGACUUUUAUAUCGAAACAAUUAAAUAUACAAGGUUGGCCAUUUCCUAUGGAAACAUCAGAUUUGACAUCUUUAUAUGGAAUCAAAUAUAAACCACAUAUUUGGCAACAUAGAUCAGAUGGUCUUUUUAUUAUAAGAAAUUGUGGAGAAAUGUUUCCAGUAUAUAUAGAUGAAAAUAAGGAAAUUAAUCUAUUUUCCCGUUUAAGGCAUGAAUUUCUUAUUACCUAUAAGGAAUCAUUAUUACCCUCAACACAAUCAAUACCACUUUUUUUUAAUACAGCUACAGGUGAUAUUAAAAGUAGCUAUUAUAUGGAUAAAGUUAAUAAUAAGUCAUGUGUAUCUAAGCUUAAUAUGUCAUCUAAAAAUUUUAGUAUGGAAUCUCGUCAUCAAUUACUUUGUGCUGCAAGCCAAUCAAUGAGACUAAAAUUUAUGUCUAAUCUGUUGCCAACAAUAAAUGAAUUAUAUACUAAUUUUUAUGAUCCUUGGGAAAUAACUGAAGUUUUACAUAAUUUUGGUAUUAAUUUACAUUAUGGUUUAGGGCAAUUAGUUCAAGAUAAUGUAAUAGAACCAUUACGUAGUAGUGCAAUUAGGGAAAUAUUUGCAAGGACAAUUAAGAGAUUAUGGGAAGAAGAAGUACAUCGAUAUUUUAAAAAUCAAAAUUUAGUAAAUGAAGAAACUAUUCAAAUUACUAUAGUAGAUUAUUUAAAUAAGAUUCUAUGUAAUACAGAUCAAUCUACAAUAUAUUGGAAUACAAAAAUUAUACCAUCAGCAAAUAAAAGGUUUAAUUUAAAUAAGUCAUCAAAAAUUCAAAAAUCUAGUGUAUUAUUACCUCCAUUAUUUCAUUCAAUUCAAUAUCAUUUAGGUGUACAAUUUCGCUCUUCAGUUAUUUCAAAAGAAGGAGUAUUGAUUUUACCUUUAAAAAUUGACGAUUUAUGUGAUUUUAGUGAAAUUAAUAUAAAUAUGAAUAUCCUUUUUCCUCAAGUAAAAUAUCUAAAAUAUACUUUGGCCCAUACUCAAAAAUUGAGGUUUAAAACAGUAGAUAAGUCAUUUGGAGAAUAUAUUUCAAAUAAAACAGAUUCAAAAGUAAAUAAUGAAAUUAGACAAAAAGUGUCACCACUAUUAAAGUAUUUAGAUUAUAAAGAAGUGAAUAAUCAAAGUCCAUCAAAAAUAACUGAAUCUAAUCAGAACAAUAUAUCAAAUAUUACAGAUGUAUGGGCAUGGAAUGAAACAAGAGUUAUUCGUGGUUAUUAUCCAAGAUCUAAAAUAAUAAUUCCAAAAACUUUAACAAGUAUUAAUAUAUGCAAAAGUAUACUAUGUCAAUAUUUAUGGAAAUUACAAAUUUUACCAUGGAAUAGUGCCCUAUUAGGGAAUAACAGAAUAAAUGAAAGUAUUGAGGAAGAAAAAAGUAAUAAAAUAGAUAAUAUAAAAAGGAUCUUUACAUCAUCGAUUACUUUAUUUAAUCCUAUAUAUGCAAAUAUAACAACAAUGGGUAAUAUUGCACCAAUGAGAGCAAGUUUAAAUGGUUAUGGUACACCAUGUAAUCCAAAAUGUAAAUAUUCAACAUUUUUAAAUUUUGAAGAUAAUAAAAUAGAUGAAUCAUAUAAUUGUUUUAAUAAAUGUAUAUGGUAUAAUGAAGCAUUUGCAUCAAUAUAUUAUAUAUCAAUUACUAAAAUAUUAGCAGGGGAAAAUAUUGAAGGAAUUAUUUAUUCUGUCCUUUUUAUUGGAUAUUUAACAUUACAACAUAAUAAUAUUCAAAAAUGCUUAACAAUAUGUGAUUUAAUUCAAACACAUGCACCAGAAAUUCCUAGAACACAAAUUUUAGUUUUAAUAUUAAGAAUUCAAUGCUAUCUAAGAUUAAAUAAAUUAGAGGAAGCAGAUGUUGAUAUGAAUUAUUUACAUAAAUUAACAUUUCCAGUAUAUGGUGAAAGUAAAUAUUGUCUAAUUUUAAUACAAUUACAACUCUGCUUUUCAAUGGUAUAUUAUAUAAAUAAAAAUUAUACUAAAUGUUAUGAAAGUUCUUCUAAAAUACAAAGAUUAUUAGAUGUUAUAUUAAAUGGAAUGAAUUUAUGUGAAUCAACACAUUGGAUUACCAUUAUAAAUUUAAAAUUUAUGGCAUUGUGUUCUUUAAAUUCAGGAUAUUAUGCAAGAUCAAUAGUAAUUGGUGAAAGAAUGCUUAGAUCAAUUAUAAAAAGUAAUUCUAAACAAAUAUACUCAGAAUCUAUUUGCCGUUAUAUUAUUGGUGAAGCAACAAUUCGUUCUGGUAAAUAUGAUGAUGCAGCCAAAAUUUUACUAAGUUGUAUUCCAAAACUAGAUUAUUAUAUUGGUCCUACUCAUAAAUUUACUAUAAAGUUGUUAAUGUUAUCAACAAGAUGUAGAAUUAUUACAGGUUGCCGUGAUCUUAUGUUUCCUCCUUUAAACCUUCAGGGUAGACAAAUUGAGAAUGAUGAAAAAUUUCAAAAUCAAAUGGUGGAUGGUUUAUUCCGUAUAACGAGACAAACUAAUAUACAAACAAAUAAAGGAGAAUUAUCUAAUAUGGGAGAUUGUGAUAUAUUGGAAAAUAAUAAUUUUUAUAUACAAAAUAACAUAGAUAAUAAUAAAAAUAGUGAAAAAAAUAAAAUUCACAAUAGUUAUAAUUUCAAUAUUAAUGAAAAUAAAAAAAUGAGUAAUGAUGAUGGUGAUGAUGAUGAAUCAAAUUAUCAAGGAAUUAGUUAUAUUAGACCAUAUUGGAGAAAUUUCCCUAAAAAAGUAACUUAUGAUGAUAUUUUAGUUAUGGAAAAAUCAAUAUUUGAUCAAGCUUCAGCAAAAUCUCGUGAAGAAGCAUUAAUAUUAUGUAAAACAUUAUUACAAAGAUUAUUAACAAAUAUUAGAGGUACAGGAAAUAUAAUAAAUGUUAGUAAUGAUAAAGAAAGUGAAAAUCAGAUAUGGUAUAAUCGUAUAUUAUGGGUAUUAAAACAUGAAUUAGUUAUUGCAUUGUUUUCAAUGAAUCAAAGUGAUUAUAUUGACAUUUUAUCUUCUAUUCGUACUAUAGCUAUAUCUUCAAGUGCAUCUCAAUUUGUUAAAGAUCUUACAAUAGGAAAAAUUACUGGAAAUAAAAAUAAUUUAAGUGGGUAUCAAAUAAAUAAUAAUCAAAAUGAAAAUAUUAAAAAUAAUAAACUAGAAGAUUAUAAUAAAAGAAAAUUAAGAAAUAAAGUAAGUGAAUAUAUAAAUAAAUAUAAUAUUGUUGAUAAUUUAAAUACAGGACAAGAUGAUGAUAUUGAUCAAGUAGAAUAUAUUAAUAAUUAUGGUAGUCAAGUUGAUAAUAAUAUAAUAAAUAAUCUUCAUAUUGGUGCAAGUGUGACAAUGAGUCCAAGACAAAUGGGACAUAAAUCACAAGAAAAAUCACUUUUUUGGGAAAUUCUUACAGCAGAAUCUAGGGAAUCAAUAGUAGAUAUAUGUAAUAAUAUAUAUGAGGCAAUUAUACAAAAAAAGACAAAUGGUGCAUAUGAAUGGUGUACAUCUAUUAUUCAUAGAAUAUCAACUGGUAGAGCAGAUACAAAAGAUAUCGAAACAUUGUUAAAUUUAAUUAGAUUAUUACUUUCUAAAUUCCAUAAAAAAUAUAUGAUUGAGUUAUUAUAUCCAGAAACUAGGAACAAAAGACAAGAACACUUAUUUCAAGAAACAAAUAGCAAAUGCAAAUAUAUAUAUGGAUUACAAGCUUAUAGUAAUAUUAGUAAUAAAAUUAAAAACGAUAAACUUGAAAAUACAUAUGGAAAGUCGCAAUUUAUGUCAACUAAUAAUAAUAACAAUAAUCAUAGUGAUAAUCAUAAUCAUAGUAAUAAUAAUGACAAUAAUUAUAAUAGUAAUCAUAAUAAUAUUCAUAAUAAUCAUAAUAAUAUUAAUGAACAGAAUUAUUAUGAUAAAAUUAUUAGAAAUACCCCUGAAUCAUUAGUAUUACCACACUAUGAAACUAGAAUAGCAAGUAAUUAUAUGCUUCCAAUUGAAGUUAAGAAUCAAGGGACUAUUGAUAUUAAUAAAGAUAGAAGAUGGCAGGAUCCAUAUAGAAACUACAAAUAUUUCGACAUUCCACAUAAUCAGAGACCUCCAUUAUAUAUACCAAAAAAUAUCUAG